AUGACUGUAAUAGAUUUCAUAGAUCUGAGCGAUCAUGAUAUUAUUGACUUGAGCAGCAGCGAUGACGAGACUGUUCAGGAGGAUCAUAUUGCAACUCAGCACCGGGCGGCGUCGCUUGAUAGGCAGACUGUGCAUGUCAUAGCUGGUGAAGGAAUCCAAGAUGUGCAGGCUGCGUUUGUUGCAACUAGUGAAGGAAGGCAAGAUGUGCAGGCUGUGUUUGCUGCAGCUAGUGAAGGAAGACAAGAGGCUGCCGAUUGCGGACAUGCUUUGGAAGCCACCACAUCGUCCUUGGUUACGGAAAAAGAACCUCUUGUUGCAGCUAGUGAAGGAAGCCAAGAUGUGCAAGCUGUGCUUGUUGCAGCUCGUGAAGGAAGCCAAGAUGUGCAGGCUGCGUUUGUUGCAGUUAGUGAAGGAAGUCAAGAAGCUGCUGACUCUGGAAAUGGUUUGGAAGCUACAGCAUCGUCUUUGGUUACUGAAAAAGCACCUCUUGAUAUGGCUGAAUCGCACAACUGUACUCGCUCUCCCACAUCAGCGCCGUUCCCCAGCCCGACUUCUACCUUUCUGAAGGCUCCGACCUUUGAAGGUGGCGAUGCAAAGAUGGUAAGAGGGAAGGUGAAGCGUCCCAGGAAGAACUACCACACCAGUACUCCUAGGACAAGUCCUAGGUUUGAACUGAAGCCUGAAUGUCGGAACGGGCCUCUGGAAGAGCUGCCAGCCGAGGCACUGACCUCUGAAGGUGGCGACGCGGAGCUGGUGAGAGAGAAGAUGCAACAUCCUGGGAAGGAUUACCAUACCGGCACUCCUGGGACAAGUGCUAGGUUUGAACCGAAGCAUGAAUAUCAUAACGGGCCUGUGGAAGAGCUGCCAGCAGAGGCACUGACCUCUGAAGUUGGCUACGCAGAGCUGGUGAGAGGGAAGCUGAAACAUCCUAGGAAGAACUACCCUGCUGACACUCCUAGGACAAGUCCUAUGUUUGAACCGAAGCGUGAAUGUCAUAACGGGUCUGUUGGAGAGCUGCCAGCCAAGGUUCUGACCUCUGAAGGUGGUGACGCCGAGCUGGUGAGAGGGGAAGUGAAACAUUCCAGGAAGAACUACCAUACCGGCACUCCUCGGACAAGUCCUAGGUUUGAAACAAAGCGCGAAUGUCGUAACGGGUCCGUGGAAGAGCUGCCAGCUGAGGCUCUGACCUCUGAUGGUGCUGAUGCAGAGCUGGUGAGGGGGAAGGUGAAACAUGCUAGGAAGGACUACCAUACUGGCAUUCCUAGGACAAGUCCUAGGUUUCAACUGAAGCAUGAACGUCGCAAGGGGCCCGUGGAAGAACCGGCAGCCGAUCAUAAGAGGUUCCGCAAGCUAGAAGAAUUAAUUGCCUCUCCUGACAAUGCAGAAUCUGCUAUGACCCCGUCUACUGACUCUCUGAACUAA
Messenger RNA from Triticum turgidum subsp. durum (durum wheat), 1422 nucleotides. The record is from the annotation of a GenBank genome assembly. Lineage: Eukaryota; Viridiplantae; Streptophyta; Magnoliopsida; Poales; Poaceae.